This is a messenger RNA of Sander lucioperca (pikeperch), 1588 nucleotides long. Its product is annotated as cytochrome c oxidase assembly protein COX16 homolog, mitochondrial. The coding region runs from base 407 to 727 and encodes 106 amino acids. Gene Ontology annotation, biological process: mitochondrial respiratory chain complex IV assembly. Gene Ontology annotation, cellular component: mitochondrial inner membrane. The record is from RefSeq and is a predicted model, not a curated record. Lineage: Eukaryota; Metazoa; Chordata; Actinopteri; Perciformes; Percidae. The transcript has 4 exons.
UCGUGUGAAAUGGGCAGCAGUUGUGUAAAGUGUAACAUUAUGCGCUCGUUUGUAAAAUACACCAAUGUAGAAGGUUGAAGGUGCGAAUGUGUUUGAGAGACUGCAAGAAACGAGGACAAGGCACGACGAACGAACCGAAUUAAAUAUCACAAGGAGUACUCGGCGAGAACGGGAGGAGUUUUGAUAUUUAACAAACACAUUUAAUAAAAAUAAUACUUAUUUCCCAUCGCCAUCCCUGAGACCGACACAGACAGGAACCUUCGAUCGCGUCUUCACAAUUCUACACACAAUUUAGUGCGACGGACCCAUUCAGGAAGCGUGUCCCGGCUGUAUAUAUACAGUCAAUGGCUGUGACCUGCUCGGUGUUUUCAUCAGUAAAAUGGACUUGUAGCUGGAGAGAAGAGACAUGUUUACCUUUAAGGCUUUGCAGAAAAACAAGACGGUCAAAUAUGGAGUCCCUAUGCUUUUGCUCGUAGUCGGAGGUUCCUUUGGCCUGCGAGAGUUUACACAAAUUCGCUAUGAUGCACAGAGGAUCAGAAAAAAGCUGGAUCCAUCACUGGAGGCCAAAGUAAAUGUCCAGAAGCAGUCAGCCAUGCUGGAGGAGGAGUAUGAGAAGUUGAAGGAGGUGAAUUUGGAGGAGUGGAAGAACAUCCGCGGUCCUCGUCCCUGGGAGGACUCCAGGGAGUACCAGGAGCAGCAGCGCGCCAGGCAGAAUAAAAAAGACUGAGGCUCAGCGGGCUGCACACACACUGCAGCAGGGCGGACCAGACGGGAAUGGGCCGAGUCUGGGGCAAAGGCACCGCUAAGACUAGGGGUGUAAAUCCCAAGUUUUAUCUCAGUACGAUAUUCUAUUGAUUUUUUUGGACACCAAUACAAUACAAUAUUUACUGAUAUCUUAAAGUCUGUCACGAUACGAUUUUGAUUGAAUUCAGGGGCCUGCGAUCGAUACGAGACAUGAUCAUAUGCCUAUUUUACACAGUAAAAUAUUUUACACAGUAAAAUAUGAUUUGUCAGUUUUUAUGGCUCUUCCAGGCAUUUAAAUUACAAACAAACUAUUCUUUUUAAUAUAAAGAAUAAAGAUGAAGUGGGAUUCGAAAAUAAAGGGGCAUCUUACAUACGCUAUGUGACUGUACUUUCACUUUGCAUCGAUAAUAUUGGAUCGUGGCAUAUUGAAAUGAUAUAACGAUCCAGAUCUCUAUCGUUACACCCCUACCUGAGACCCAAGCAACCCAGGCGCUGCAGCCUCAGGGCAUGGACUCGACUUCUGUGGUCUUGGUUUGUGUUGGACUUUAAACUUUUUGCUUAUUGUUUGUAACAAGUUGUAGUCUCUUCUGGUUGUAACACUUUCAGGACUACAGGCGGUAAGGUAAAGCAGUGUGCAUCGGUUCUUAUUGUUUUCUACACAGAAGUAUAAAGCAGUCAGCUGUCGGUGUGUUAUUCUCCACUCUGAUCAGGAGCUUGUCAUAAACAACCAGUAGGUGGCACAUCUGUGUGCUGCUGCACCUUACCUUACACAAAGCAAGGUAGGAAAAAUAUAUAGCAAUGUAUGAUUCCCAUGUCUCAAUAAAUUAUUUUCUAUUGAUCCAAA